Encephalitozoon romaleae SJ-2008 is the source of this 759-nucleotide messenger RNA. Its product is annotated as transcription elongation factor S-II. The transcript has a single exon. Gene Ontology annotation, cellular component: nucleus. The record is from RefSeq and is a predicted model, not a curated record. Gene Ontology annotation, molecular function: zinc ion binding; nucleic acid binding. Lineage: Eukaryota; Fungi; Microsporidia; Unikaryonidae. Gene Ontology annotation, biological process: DNA-templated transcription. Bases 1 to 759 code for a protein of 252 amino acids.
AUGAUUCAAGCAACGACUUUGGAAGAAAUUAAAAGACUCAUAAAAUGUAAUGACUUAGAGGCCCUUGAUUCUGUUUUGUCUACUACCAGGGGAAUAACUGCCUCUGAUCUCGAAGAGCUUAUCAAGCUGUCUGAUUCCAAGAGGAUCCAAGCCCUUAUAAGGACCAGACAUCUAGAAAUUAUAAAGAAGAGCGCAAAUGAGAAAGAGAUGGGAGAAGAGAUAUCUUCCGGAUCAAGGGAUGAUGCCGAUCCUUCUUCAGCCCUUGAAGAGGUGGCAACAGGUGAGUCACAAAAGGAUAGGUCUAUUAAAAUGUUCUUCGAAGCUUUUAAGACAUCUAUUUCUGAUUGCAGCAAUAGAUAUGCCGCGCUGCUUGCAAAGCAGAUAACCAAUGAAAUAUUUGAGCGAAAUUCAGCAGAUAUUGCAAAGCUUGUACGAAGCAAGUGUUUGAACUUGAAGGAUAAAAACAACCCAGUUCUUUGUAGAAUGGUUUACGAUGGAGAGAUUUCUCCUUCGAGAUAUGUUGACAUGACAUCGGAAGAAAUGAAAAGUGAAAGUUUACGGAACGAAGAGGUUAAGAUGAUAGAAGUUAGUCUCUAUGAGUGUCAAAUCCCUACCCAGAAGGCCGAAACGGAUAUGUUCAAGUGCAAUAGGUGUGGAGAAAGAAAGUGCUCCUAUAGACAGCUACAGACAAGGUCUGGAGAUGAACCUAUGACUACUUUUGUAACUUGUGAAUGUGGGAACAAAUGGAGGUUCUGCUGA